AUGGCUGAUAUAGAUUUAAUGGAAUUAUCUAUUGAACAAUUGCAACAGCAAUUUGAACAAGUACAACAAGAAUCACUUUCGGGUGGAUCUUACAAAUUGAAUGAACAUAACAUUAUUGAAUUGAUCCAAUAUAUUAAAAAGCAAGAUCCUAAUUUUGCUGAACAAUUAUGUUUUACAUCUGAUGGUAAAGAAUAUAUUACUAGAGAUCAAAUUGAAUAUGAAUUACAAAUUCUAUUAGAAAAAUAUGGAGGAAGAAUUAAUAAGAAUGAAUUACCAAAAUUAUUACGAGUCGAUUUUACCUAUUUAGAACAACCUAUUCAUAAUUUAAUACAAAAACAAAUUGUUCUUCCUGACUUGAUUAAUGGAUGCGAAAUUUUGACACCUUCCUAUCUUGAAUCAGUUGUUAUGGAAAUUAAUGAAUUACUCAAAUUAUCAGGUUAUAUUUAUAUCGGAACAUUAACAAAACAAUUGUUUUUACCUUCUGAUUUUAUUAAAGAACAUAUCAUUACAAAAUAUAUGCACUUAUUAUUAAAUGGAACAAUAUUUAGUAAUAACUCUUUAUAUACAGAGAAAUAUAUUAAUAAUUUAAAAUCUAUUACAAUUGGUAUUUGUAAUAGUAUUACUAGUAGAUCUAUGGAAUGUAAUGAUUUAUUAAAAGUAACUAAAAAGUUUUAUUUAAUGAAUGAAAGUAAUGGUAAUGAAUAUGCUGAUGAUAUUGAAAUUGAAUUAGAACUUUAUCAAAAUAUUGUUAAAGAUUUGAUAAAGAACAAACAAAUUAAUGGUACUUUACAAGUUAAUAGUACUUUAUAUGUUCCAAAUAUUUAUGAAAAGAUGGCAACUGAUCAAGUUUGUAAAUUUAUUCAUAGUAAUGGUUAUGUUUCUGUUGAAAGAGUUGAAUCAAUGUUAGGAUAUAAAGCAUUUAAAAAUACACAACAAAUUAUUAACUAUUUAACAGGUUAUGGAGAAAUGAAAGAACAUGAUCUUAUUAAUAUUGAAGAUGAAAUUAUUAUUCACAUGAAAAUGAUUGAAUCUUUUAAAAAUAUAUUCGAUACUACUAUUAAUGGUAAUAAUGAUAAACACAAAUCAAUUCCAUUACAUAUUGAAAAUAAUGGUGGUGAUCAUUGUGUUCUUAUUGAUACUUCAUGUGAAAUGAAACAAUUAGUUGAUAAGUAUAUUACUCUUAGUAAGAAUAUCAAGGAUAUUAUUGUUUUUGAUAAUAGAUAUAUUAUGACUGUUGAAAUGAUUGAUCAAAUCUUAAAUGAUCAAUUCAAAUCUAUUGCUAUUCAAGCUAUUGAAAUUUAUUUAAAGAGUAAUCCAUCAACAACUAGUACACCUCCUCCUUCCCAACCUUCAAAUGAUAAGAAUAAGAAGCAAAAGAGUAAAUCAACCAAAUCAUCAACACCAGUUUCUAAUGAAAAUGAUCAAAUUAAGAAAUUACUACCAAAGAAGGAUGAUAUUUAUUCACACAUUGAAAAACAAUUACUUGUAUAUUUAGAUAAUGAUAAAGAAAAUGAAAAUAUGAUUAACAAGUUUGGUGGAUCAGAUGAUUCUAUUAUUGAAUCUAUUGUAAAUUAUUUCAUUCCUAAACUUGAAAAAUUAUAUUUAGAAACCAAGGAACAAAUAGUUAAUCAACAAACUAUGAAAUUGGAACAAAAAUUGAGCAGUGAACUUAAUGUUGAAGAAAAACUCAAUGAAUUAUAUACACAAAUUGUUAUACAUAACAAAUCUAUUGAAAUUUUACAUAGACAACGUAAAGAAAGUAUUGAAAAGGAAUUUAUUGUUCCAGUUGAAAAACAUAUUAUCAAAACUAAAUGUACAAUGAUUGUUUAUUUAAUGGUUUAUGAUACUUGUAAAAAUUUAUUAAGAUCAACUCCAACACAACAAUCUGGUAAACAAUCAAGUAGUAAGAAACCUGUUGAUACUACAAGUAUUAACAUUAAUGAAAAGAAUUUACAUUUCAUUAGAGAAUAUAAUACUUUAUUAUCAAUGGCAAGUGAAGAACAACAAACUCAAUUUGUUGAAUUAAAUAGAGAAAUUAAAUUAUUAAUGAAACAACUUAAUCAGAAGGUUGAACUUGAUAAGACAAGAGAGGAGGAAGUUAAGGAAUUAAAUACUCUUGUUGAAAGUUUGAAUGCUAAUAAUACUACAUUGCAAUCAUUUAUUAGUCAAUUUGAAUUUACUGCAAAACAAUUUAGCGUUUUUAUUAAGAUUUUAGAUAAAAAGAGAGAAAAAACUUAUUUGAAAGAAAGAAAACAAGAAUUGAAGAUUAAUCAUGUUGAACAUUUGGCUAAAUUGAGUGAUGAUAGUUUAUCUUCUGGAGCUAUUAUUUAUGGUACAAGAUUGAUUUCAAUUUGUCAAUAUUUAUUAAUGAUGGGAGAUAAGCCAAUUCUUUUAUUCAUUCCUGGAAAGUUAGUUUCACCUGUUUUAUCCUAUCUUGAAGAACCUUCUAUUAUGGAAGAAUAUUCGAAAGGUCAAUUAGGAUCAGCUUAUCAAGAUUUGAUUAUUCCAACUUUAACAAAAUGUCAACAAUUAGUUGUUGAAUGUUUAGUUGCUAAAAAGAAGAAGAAUGAUGAAGAAAGUGGAAUGUCACUCUCCAAAGAAAAAGAAUUGGUUGAACUCUUUACCACAAUCGAAAAGAUUAUUUUUGUUUCUUCAAAUGUUGCUUCCUCGUCAGACCAAUAA
Messenger RNA from Naegleria gruberi, 2682 nucleotides. RefSeq lists its product as uncharacterized. Lineage: Eukaryota; Heterolobosea; Eutetramitea; Acrasida; Naegleriidae. The transcript has a single exon. Gene Ontology annotation, cellular component: endoplasmic reticulum membrane. Gene Ontology annotation, biological process: protein K69-linked ufmylation; response to endoplasmic reticulum stress; regulation of proteasomal ubiquitin-dependent protein catabolic process. Bases 1 to 2682 code for a protein of 893 amino acids. Gene Ontology annotation, molecular function: UFM1 ligase activity. The record is from RefSeq and is a predicted model, not a curated record.